GUUGAGAAAGUGGUUGUCUCAGAGCAUACCUUCAAGAAACUCUCUGACGCUGAUCAACUUGCUGCGCGGGAAACCUUUGGAGGCCGGCUCGAAAUCACUCCUGGUACGGCCUCCCAGGAGCAGCAGUGGAAGCUAGCUACAGCUCCGUUGAGGCGCCCCUCGCCGCCGCCGGCCUUUGCUUGGACCGUUCUGGCAACUCGACAUCAGGAAGUGGUUCUCCCUGCAGUCUUGCAGCCGAAGGCCAGGACUCGGAUCUUCUUUCGAGCCUCCAGGGCCGACUUUGUUGCCAACCUGUCGAUGAUCCGCAGCAGUCAGGGCCCGGUGAGCCUUUCAAGCCACAUGCACAUUGCCGUGAGAGGCGAGAAUUGCACUCUGACUGGGCGUAAGGAGAGGGUUGAAGACCCUACGUUCAAUUCCGGCUUGGGCGCGGAGCACAAGGCCGUCAUGUAUUGCAUUGACUUGGAUGGGCGCCAGAAUCGCAUCCAGUUUACUCAUGCCGGAGUCUCAAGCAUGCUCAACCCCAAGGUGCUCGAAGUUUGCAAUGUGAACGCGAUGCCCAAGUUCUUGAGCUUCAGUAUGCCCAGUGGGCACAUUAGCUUCAGUGAUGUUAGAAUUGUCUCAGGGGCCGAUGAUGAACCCUUGUUGGAGCAUGAGCGCCCCUGGACUCCGGUGAAGCGCAAGGCGGUUGCGCCAUUAGCAGGGGAGGACAGACUGGACAAACAGCUGAAAAUGACGUUUGAGGAACCUUCGAUCGGCUGGAUGACACGAGCAUACAACUAUAUCACAGGCAAGGGCCAAUCGCAAGCCCCUUUCUGCAGUCAUGGCGCUGAUUGCAAAGUUGCGUACUACAUGAAAGACCGAUCGCAGGAGGAUGAGAACCACAUGAACACGAACAGGCAUAUUUGUUUGUACGGCAAAAGUUGCAGAGAACAGGAAUCCACUGAGCAUGACCAGCACUUCUCGCACAUUGAGAAGGACACUUGUGCUGCGGAGCCUUGUGAUCAGCUUUGUGAUCCUUUCCACCGAGCCGAGUAUCAUCAUCCAGGCAUGUGGGAUCUCCUCCUACCUUGUCGUGAUGGCGCCUUGUGCAAGAAGCAAUCAAACGCUCUUCAUUGCCAGAAAUACCACCAUCAAACGAUCGUGUACGUCGUGAAUGACGAGGGUGUGCAGGUUCAGGCAGAGGCUGCCUCGAAGAAGAGUGUCCAAGAUGGCAAAGCAGAGGCUCGCCAUCGCGAUGACGAAGCCAUGGAAGUUGACUUCGGUUUUGACAAGAUCGACGUGGAAGUGCAGGAUCGAAUUGAUGACAUGGCAGGGAUCUACAACGAUGCUGCAAUCAGUGGUGAUUUUGGUAGUGCUCAGCUGGAUAUCUAUGGCAAUCCGGUUGGAGGCGACUUUGACUUAGCGCGUGAUGGCGCGUUCGAAGGCUUUAAGAUCCUGGUGCUCUGCGCCUAUCAUGGCGAGGGUCUUCCAGCAUACUUGCAAAGUCUUACCAUUCCUGAGCUAUCGAAAAAGGGCUUCAAUGUCAAGACUUGCAUGGCCGUUGACGAGUUCACGCAAGAGCUUCGUCAGCGUCAGUAUCACGUGGCCUGGAUUCUCAGUUCUCAAACUUUUGAAGGAAACAAGAGCGCCUUCUUGGAGGAGAUUCAAAAGUUUCAUGAGGCUGGCCGUGGUCUUAUGAUCUGGGGCGACAAUGAUCCGUUUUACGUGCAUGCCAAUCUCAUUUUGGAGAAGCUCUUUGGAUUCCGCCUGAUGGGCAACACGCCAGGAACGAAAGAACUCCGCCCCGGAAAUCCACGCUCUGCAGGUCACUUUGGUGGACUUCCAAAAGUUUGCGCAGGGAUUGUCACUCUCUACGAGGGAAUCACCAUUUGCUACCCCAACAAGGUGCCAGAAGAUUGGCUGGUUUUUGGCACAUCUUCCAACAAUCAUCCUGUGCUUGUGGCAAGAGAAGCAUCUUCAGAGCGUCCAGGAAAGCCGGGGAGUGGCCGCGUGAUUGUCGACAAUGGCUUCACCAAGCUCUACGAAAGCUAUUGGAGUACUGCAGGUACUGCGCGAUAUGUGAGCAAUUGCUCGGCCUGGUUGGUGCUGCGAGAGCGUUUCCGCCGUCCGCAGUGGGGGUUCAACCCGGUUCCUCAGUACCAUGCGGGCGGAGCUUAAGCCGCGAGAGUGUCGAGACAGCGCGCCGAUGGCCUGGGAAAUUCAAUGAAUGUGCAUGUAGACUUGAGUCCAACAAGUGGCCCAACUUCAAUCGGCGCAACAUGAUCUUCCCUCUUGCAGCUCAGACUUCUCAUCAAUCAAUCGUGUUGUUUGAUGCUCUUGCUUUACUUUUAGUCGGUGCGUGUACGGUGCAUGGAUGCUGACAAAGCUGCAAGUAAAGAUUGCGCUUAAGCCGCACAGUUUUGCAAGUGUUUCCGUGGAAGUGCAACAGUUGUUUUUAUGAACAGUGUCAGAUCCAAGUACAAUCUUGUCCACAUGUGAACUUAUUUCUCUUCCCGUGAAACUUUGCUCACAACCUGCUCCACCACCUUGGCAAGAAUACAACAGGGUUUCUUUUGCAAAGGAUUCCUCUUCUGUUUUGUUGCGUUCUGCGGCAGUCAAGAGUGACUGCACUGAGUCGUGGACAGUCAAGGGCACGGAGGUUCAAUGAGGUUGGAUAAACGUCCUGCAAGUUUCCUAGGAGAAAAGCAGAGCGUGCUCGUUGGGCAGUGCAGGCGGUGCAUGGAAACGGCUUUGCAAUCCCAGCAUGCGUUCGAGAUCCGGUUUUGUCAACUUGCUCAGUGUGUCGUGACUUAGAAGCUAAAGCAAAUCCAUAGAGUGGUGCUCCAACAUGACACAGCUGCA
Molecule: messenger RNA, 2841 nt
Organism: Durusdinium trenchii
Lineage: Eukaryota; Dinophyceae; Suessiales; Symbiodiniaceae
Source: the annotation of a GenBank genome assembly